Nestor notabilis (Kea) is the source of this 912-nucleotide messenger RNA. Its product is annotated as target of Myb protein 1-like. Lineage: Eukaryota; Metazoa; Chordata; Aves; Psittaciformes; Psittacidae. The transcript has 10 exons. Gene Ontology annotation, biological process: signal transduction. Gene Ontology annotation, cellular component: endosome; membrane. Gene Ontology annotation, molecular function: ubiquitin binding; clathrin binding; phosphatidylinositol binding. The annotation marks the transcript as partial. The record is from RefSeq and is a predicted model, not a curated record.
GUUGGGAAGCUGCGCAGUGAGUUGGAAGUGGUGAAUGGGAACAUGAAGGUCAUGUCAGAGAUGCUGACGGAGCUGGUGCCCACCCAGGCCGAGCCUUCUGACCUGGAGCUGCUGCAAGAGCUGAAUCGGACAUGCAGAGCCAUGCAGCUGCGUGUUCUGGAGCUGAUUCCCCGUGUCCUCCAUGAACAACUCACUGAGGAGCUGCUCCUCAUCAAUGACAACCUUAACAACAUGUUUCUACGCUAUGAAAGGUUCGAGCGCCUCCGGACAGGACAGCCAGUUAAGGCACCAAAUGAGGCGGAGAACAGCUUGAUUGACCUGGGACCCAGUACUCCUUCUGCAGUGAGGCAGACUGAAGUCACCAACAACCUCUCUUCUCAGCUGGCUGGAAUGAACCUGGGCUCGAGCAGCGUAAGCGCGGGGCUGCACUCCCUUGACACCUCUGGCAAGCUGGAAGAAGAGUUUGACAUGUUUGCCCUGACCCGCGGCAGCUCGCUGGCUGAGCAGCGCAGAGAGGUGAAGUACGAAGAUCCCCAAGCCUCCAAAGGACUUGCUGGUGCCCUGGGUGCCCGGCAGCAGAACACAGGAACGGGGGAGUCUGGUGCCUCUAGUGAUGGAGCCCACCUGACUAAGUGGAUGAUGCGGCAAGGAAUGGUGCCGGUUCCCCAAGCCAAUUUCAUGGAAGACAUAGAAAAGUGGCUCUCCACUGAUGUUGGAGAGUCAGAGGAUGCAAAAGGGGUCACCAGUGAAGAGUUUGACAAGUUCUUGGAAGAGCGAGCAAAAGUUGCAGACCGGCUGCCCACCUUGUCCAGCUCCUCAUCAGGGACGUCCGUCUCCCCUCCUGCUGCCAGCCAUCAUCGGAAGCAAGCAAAGGAAGAUGAUGCUAUGUUUGCCUUGUGAAUGCUAUGGACU